Messenger RNA from Arabis nemorensis, 1116 nucleotides. The record is from the annotation of a GenBank genome assembly. NCBI's taxonomy places the organism in Eukaryota, Viridiplantae, Streptophyta, Magnoliopsida, Brassicales, Brassicaceae.
AUGAACGAGAAUCAAGGAUCAGAACCAAUUCCGAUGAAAGUAGUAUGGGGAAGAAACGUCGACGAAGCGAUGAUUCAAUUGAAGGAAUGCCUUAAGAAAUACCCAUUGAUCGCAUUCGACACAGAGUUUCCUGGGGUUAUUCACCACACUCACAUCGAUUCAUCGGACGACGAGUGGUACAGAGCCCUGAAAGCUAACGUCGAAUCAACGAAGGUUAUACAGUGUGGCUUCACUCUGUUCAACGCCGUGGGACAGAUCGGAGGUACUUGGGAGAUCAACUUCUCCAAUUUCGGAGAUCCAUGGGAUACACGCAACGAGACGUCGAUCGAGUUUCUGAGAAGACAUGGUUUGGAUUUGAACAAGAUUAGAAACGAAGGAAUCGAUAUGUUCGGGUAUGGGUUUUUCCCUAAGCUUUUGAAUGCGUUUCGAUCUCAGAAACAUGUCGAAUUCGUUACUUUUCAAGGAGCUUAUGACUUUGCAUACUUCCUGAGCAUACUCAACAACGGGAAGCUACCGGAGACUCGAGGAGAAUUCGCAUUGGAGGUUGUUAAAGUUUUCGGUGAAGUUUAUGAUUUGAAGGUCAUGGCUGGAUUCUGUGAAGGGCUAGGUGAACAUCUCGGGUUAAGUAAACUAGCUCAGCUUCUCAAUAUCGCGCGCGUCGGAAGAGCGCAUCACGCUGGUUCAGACAGUUUAAUGACUGCUCUUGUCUUCAUCAAGCUCAAACAAGUCUAUGAAGAUUCUAAGUUUGCUAAAGGAAUGCUCUAUGGAAUCGGGAAAAGAAACCUCGUUACCGCGAAUGAGCUGCUGCUUUCCUCGGGUGGUUCUAUUCCAUUGAUGUGUCAGCAGAAUCUCGUUUCGUAUCCUUCUUCAAAUCUGAUGUACCAGAAUGGAUAUGUACCAAGCUAUGAUCAGCUUCCGGUUUACUACUUGGGUCCUUCAGGUCUUCCAUGGAUGCACUAUAAUGGUAUGUAUGUGAAUCAGCUUAAUCAUCUACCUUUAAGCACAUUCGCAUACUCGUCUGAGACACCAUAUGCAGCUGCUGCUGCUGGAGCUGGUUACCUUGGACCAACUCCGAACUAUUACAAUAAUAAUAAUGCUUGCUUCGUAGUUGAGUAG